GGAACACUUCCAAAUGGACAAGAAAUAGCAGUGAAAAGGUUGUCAUCCACCUCGGGGCAAGGUAUUGCAGAAUUCAAGACAGAAGUUCUAUUAGUUGCAAAGCUUCAGCAUAAGAACUUGGUCAGACUCUUGGGAUUCUGUUUGCAAGCACAAGAAAAGUUACUUGUCUAUGAGUUCUUGCCUAAUUCAAGUCUUGACAAAGUCCUACUUGAUCAAAACAAGCACAUAUCAUUGGAUUGGGAAACCCGAUAUAAGAUAAUAGCAGGAAUUGCAAGAGGACUCCUCUACCUUCAUGAAGAUUCAAGACUAAAAAUACAUCGUGAUCUAAAAUCAAGCAAUAUUAUGUUAGAUGAAAACAUGAACCCAAAAAUAUCAGAUUUUGGUUUGGCAAGGCUUGUAGGAGCUGAUCAAAUUCAAGGUGAUACCAAUAGGAUUGUUGGGACAUAUGGAUACAUGGCUCCAGAGUAUGCAAUGGCUGGGCGUUUUUCAGUCAAGUCAGAUGUUUAUAGCUUUGGAGUAAUAGUUUUGGAAAUAGUAAGUGGCCAUAAGUGUAACUCAACAGCCUUCCCUUUUCAUGAAGAAAGUUUACUUCAACGACCUGGAGGCUUUGGAACCUCAAUGCAGCUUUAGAGUUGGUGGACCUCCGACUCAAAGGUAGCUUCUCAAGUGAGGAAGCGGUGAAAUGCAUUCACAUUGGCUUGCUUUGCAUCCAAGAAAAUGCAAAUAAGAGACCAACAAUGGCUCCAAUUGUCUCGGCACUCAAUGGCUCUCCAGUGGUACUCUCUGAGCCAACACCACCUCAGUUAAUAGCCCCUAGUAGUAGCACUUCUGGUCAAUCCUCUACUAUAUUUUCAGGAAGUAAGGACAUCACAGAUGUUUAUCCUCGUUAAAUGAACAGAGGAUAGGAGGGAGUAUAUAUGUUCAGGACACAUGGUCUUUCUUUUGCUGGGAUAUAACAUUCCAAUAUCCAGCAAGGCUACAAGUUAGCUAAAAAAGUGUUCAAUUACAGGAAGAAUUCAUGCACAUACUCUAGAAACGACAUACAGGAUCUACUUCUUGCUCAGAUACAACAUAUAGAAAGGACCAGUCAUGUUGAUCAAUAUUCUCAUCAGAGAUAUGAGAGGAGCACAAUCUAGUUCAUAUUACUAAGGCAAAACAUUAUGCAUAUAUAUGCAGAAAAAUCAUAAAUGGGAAGUCCACUUAUGAACAAAAAGUGUAGGCCACUGUGGCCAUUGUUAAAGAUAGAAUAUAUGUUAGAACUUAGAAUCCUUAUUUUUCCCAAACAAAUGAAAAUAAAUAUAAGCAAAAUGGUUGAUAUUACAUAAUGAACUAUCACAUUUAAAUCAAACAUCCAAAACAAAAAUUCUUACUGUAUUUAAUUUGGUUAUCAUAUAUGGAUUUAAAAGACUUUUAUGGAAUCCGCACUGCAAAAUAAUGUGAUCUAUGUUCAGUUUGCUCAGAACUGUAAAAUAUUGACAAACUAGAGAAGGGA
Chenopodium quinoa (quinoa) is the source of this 1492-nucleotide messenger RNA. RefSeq names its product cysteine-rich receptor-like protein kinase 6. Gene Ontology annotation, molecular function: ATP binding; protein kinase activity. Gene Ontology annotation, biological process: protein phosphorylation. NCBI's taxonomy places the organism in Eukaryota, Viridiplantae, Streptophyta, Magnoliopsida, Caryophyllales, Amaranthaceae. The record is from RefSeq and is a predicted model, not a curated record.